UCAGAUCGAUUAAAAGUUCGCAUUCGUUAUGUGAAGAAUUCUAUUUUGAAUUCCCUGGCUUGGGGCGCACCGAUUUUGUCAUGGCAGAUUCUCGAUGUUGAUCAGCCAGUAUUUCUCAUAAUUUUGGUUGGAAAUAG
This is a messenger RNA of Racocetra persica, 137 nucleotides long. The record is from the annotation of a GenBank genome assembly. NCBI's taxonomy places the organism in Eukaryota, Fungi, Glomeromycota, Glomeromycetes, Diversisporales, Gigasporaceae.